Molecule: messenger RNA, 3060 nt
Organism: Ixodes scapularis (black-legged tick)
Lineage: Eukaryota; Metazoa; Arthropoda; Arachnida; Ixodida; Ixodidae
Exons: 12
Coding region: 1-1821 (606 amino acids)
Source: RefSeq, a predicted model, not a curated record
AUGCAUUAUCGAACACAGCUGGUGCAGGAAGCAAUGAGUGGUGCUGAGCCUGGACCAUCUGACCAAGGAGCUUCUCCGGUUCCGGUCACAGAUGAAGACAGUGAGGGCUCGAACGUGGAACACUCACAAUCAGUGAGUGCUGAUGUUGGCUGCCAAGCCAAUAUUCCCCUGGGGACGAACAAGAAGAUGACCCAGACAGCCUUCAGGUGCAGAAGCAUUGGCACUCAGACACAGCAAUCGAUUUGCCAUGUGGGUAGCCAGACCGACAGCACAGCAGGCACACAAGGGCCACCUUUACAAGCUUCAACCGUGUAUCAUCCUGAUGAACCUGGCGAUCACGCCGACGGGGACGACACGGAUGAUGAGGCAGUCACAGCACUAAGUGGUGAUGGAGACACGGAGGCCUGGAAAGACCCACCAUACUGCCCUGAUGAGAGCGACAUGGAUGAUUCUGAUGACGAGACCGAUGCAUCCACCGAGCAACCAAAGCCCGAGAGGUUCUACGAAAAGAAGUUCCUGGUUUUUGAGUCGAACCUGAGGGAACUCCUGGACAGUCAGCCUGUCCUCCACAGAAAGCCAAUGGGGAACCUCGCUGUGUGUUCUGCUACCCUGUUCUCGGGAAGUAGUCCCGCAAAGGUGCUGCGACUAUUUUCCUUCCUUGGAAUGGAGUCAGUGAAGAAGUCGCAGUAUUUCAAGAUCCAGCGAUGCUACAUGCUUCCUGCAGUAUCUGAGGUCUGGUUCCAUGAGCAAGCAACCAUCCUGGAUGAGCUUCGAGGAAGAAAGCUCUGCCUCGCGGGAGACGGGAGGGCCGACACACCAGGCCAUUGUGCAGACUUUGGCACAUACACUCUGCUCGAGACAUCUGUUAAUCGUAUCCUGCACACGGAGCUUGUGAAGUCCACUGAAGUCUCUUCGAGUAAUCGAAUGGAGACCGAGGGGAUGGAACGGUCCCUUAACUUCCUGUGCGCCCAAGAUAUGACGGUGGACACCUUGGUGACUGACAGACACUCGGAGGGCAAGGCUUCUCUGAAAAGGAACCACCCAGGCAUCAAGCACCGGUUCGAUGUGUGGCACGUUGCCAAAGGUGUAAACAAGAAAAUCGUGGCGGCGGCUCGAUCCAAACAGCACAACGUUCUCCUGAAGUGGAGUAAGACUAUUGUCCGUCACCUUCACUGGUGUGCUAGUACCAGUGAUGGCGACGGCAAGCUGGUCCUGGCCAAGUGGACCUCCCUGAUCCGCCACAUCAUCAAUGUGCACCGGCAUCCUGACCCCCUUCAUCCAGCCUGUGAGCACGGCAACGUGCCAGAUCGUCUCUGGCUCGAAGAAGGCACAGAGACAUUCAGGAAGCUUGAAGCCAUCCUGAUGGCACCCAACCUGCUGAGGGACAUACCCUUCCUGUCCCCAAAGGAACAGACGUUCGGGCUGGAAUCGUUUCAUGCAGUUUUGAUACACUUUGCUCCAAAGUCCAGCAAGUUCCAGUAUGACGGAAUGCUCGCACGCACCUACAUCGCAGCCCUGCACUACAAUCAAAAUGCAGGCAGGGACGUGCUCCUUGAUGAGGAUGGGAGCCCCAAGUUCUACCAGAGAUGCUCGAAGGCACAGAAGCGGUGGACACUUGCACCUGUCAAAGAAAGCGUGACAUAUGACUAUGUGCGGAAGCUGUGCGACGCUGUGCUGGAGUGCGUGAACAGGUGGCCCACUUAUGCGAUCGCCGGAAAAGCUACGUACCGGGUGUCGCACGACACACUCAGCAGCAAAUGUGGUCCCAAACCAUCGAUGGGUGAAGCAGUUGCAAGGCAUCGGUCACGUUUUUCUACAUGAAAUGUCAAAGCAGCUGCGCGGUUGCUGUUGACAGCAGUGAACACUGAACAGACAGCCUGCUAUCAUCAUCAAGGACGCCAUCAAGCCAUGAGCAUGGGCUCGCGUGUUUCGCGACUUAUAUGACAGAUGCAUUUGACAAUCUGGAUCACAGACUUCUGUAAUACCCCAGGCGUUGCAACCUUUUUGAGAGCUACUUGUCUUAACGUGAGAACUUGGUGUGUGUGUCUAAUUGCCUAUUGAACCCUUUCUUCGUUUUGUCAGGCGUCCCAGUGUGAAGCAACCUCAGCCCUUUGCUGUUUUUUUAGCUUUCUAAAUUACCUUGCCUUGUGUGUGAAAUACUCAAAAAUGUGGUUAUUUGCCUAUGGCAUAAAUUAUAUUGACUGAAAAAUACUGUGUUUAUCUACAGCAUGAUGUAUGCUUUACUUUUUUUUGUGGUCGUCUAAUGGUAUUGUAAUGAACGAAUCAAAAACAGUUAUUUGUCUCAGCAGAAAACGUGACAUUUUGCAAUUUUGCUAUGUUUUAGACAAUACUGUUAGCCGUGUGUCUCUGAUUAGAGCUUUGGGUGUUUAUUUAGAUACCAAAUUUUCUUUUAAUCAUCAAGUUACAAAUAUUGUCAUUGCUCAGUGUGUUUGGUUCAUUAUGCAUAUAUCGAGCGAUUUUAAGAAUGCACCUUGUUUUCCAGCAUUCUUUCGUUCUCUUGUUCGAAGCCGCCUUGAUUUUUCUCUAGUUUGAAACAGCAUUGCAGACUAACUCUUGUGUUAUUGAGCGAGUACAAGAAAAUUUCUCUUUUAUGGCCGCUACUUGCAAUCCAAGGUAUUUUAUAACUAUGAGAGAUUAUGUUAGCUGAUUGACUUACACUCUUUGUGUAAUAGACGAAUGAUGCGGGAUUUGAUGUCCCUGCAUAAGGUCAUUAAUGGGAUUCUAAACAGUGUAUAUCUGCGUGUUGUGCAAAGGUCUAGCUGUGUGCGAUCAUUGUUUUAUCCUUUCCGUUUACACAACACUGACCCCAUUAUCCGUCUGCAACUGGUUCUUAACAAAUUUGAAUCUGAGAUAAAUUUGAUAUUGAUAUUUUUGGAUGCGAGCAUACAUUUAGAAAGUGCAUUGAUAUGUGUUUCGUUUCGACUUGUCAACAUCUGUUUUGGAGAUGUGAAUUCCUAUCGUUUCGAUGUAGUGCACCUCUAAACAGGCAUAGAACUGUUUGUGUGGCACUGAAAAUAAAGCAAUCAGUCAACAAGCACC